Molecule: messenger RNA, 267 nt
Organism: Closterium sp. NIES-67
Lineage: Eukaryota; Viridiplantae; Streptophyta; Zygnematophyceae; Desmidiales; Closteriaceae
Source: the annotation of a GenBank genome assembly
CAUCAGAACCAGAGGACAUGACAAGUGUGGGAGGCUUCAUCUGCUGUAUUGGUGGAGGGCCAACAGCUUGGGAGAGCAAGAAGCAAGUGGACCAAGCAUUGAGCUCGGUGGAGUCCGAUGUCCAUCGUGUCGCAGGGGUGUGCAGCAAGCCCCCAUCAACUCAAGAAGAAUUUAUCUUGCAGAUCCAAGAACAAGAGCUCAAGAUUUCAAGCCCAAGGGACGCGGAUAAAUAUUAAAUAGUGAGAAUAGUAACGUUACUUCGUGUAG